CAUGUGGAGGUGCGUCUCAAGGACGCUGAUGCCACCGAAUAUAUCACACGCGUCGAAGAUGCCUGCCAUGAUUACCUGACCAAGGAAUACAUCCACCCAGCCCGCGACGGCGAAGAACUUUCACUCGACAAGUUCCAGUACAAGGACCACAUCAUUUGCGCUCGUGUCGCUGGCAUCGAUUCCGAAUUAGAAAGUAAUGAAGCCUUUUUGUUUUCCAACGUCCAACCAAAGGUUCAUGCCUAUACACUUCACGAACGAGCCAUGGCUGCCUCUACUGUCACUUUCACUACUUCGAAAGAUUCUCAGGCCAAGAUCAUCAAUCUGCCUCAUGAGUCCUUGGCUGGCGUUUGGGAAAGAAUCCAAGUCGCCUUGUUGCACCAAGCAGACAAUCUUCCGGAAGCGAUGAACAUUAAUCGAUUGAUCCUCUUCCACGGACCUCCAGGAUGCGGCAAAUCGACACUGUGGUAUUACUCAGUCCAGAGAUGUAUCAGAAUCACAGUGCUGACUCUUGCGGNNAGUCGAGCACUUGCCCAGAAGUUGGUCAUCAGACUCAGCCGGAUCUUCAGAGGCGGCAAACUAUUCGAGAUCAACACACAGGACCUCUUGAGCAAGUUCUACAGCGAGAGCGGCAAGCUUGUGUCAGAGAUGUUCGAGAAGGUCUUCAAAAUGGCACAUGAUGACAAGGAGCUCAUCUGUGUACUGAUUGACGAGAUCGAAAGCAUUGCUGCCUCACGUCAAGCCUCUACAAAGAACGGCGAAUGCACUGAUACUGUUCGCGCGACUAAUCAACUCCUCACUGCGCUUGAUCGUAUCAGACGUAAACCAAACAUCAUCGUCUUUUGCACGAGCAACUUGAUCGAGUCUAUUGUAAGGCUUGAACACUCACAUCCAAAGCAGAAUGUUGCUAACUCUGUUCAAGNNGACACAGCCUUCCUCGACCGAGUCUACGACGUUGUCUCAGUACCACCACCCUGCGCAAGUGCUGUCUACACUAUUCUCAGCAAUAUUCUCAACUCGCUGAUUGAUGCUGGAACCAUUACCUACAAGCCUUGGCCUCAAAGCUUGCCUCCUGACGACGAUGACAAGGACUUUGACUUCUUGGAACUCGGCGAUAUUCUCGACAAGUCACGCCUACCAAGCCAUGAACGACUAACGGUCUGGGCGAAUGCAUAUCCUGACACUCCUGGACCUCUCCUGAAAAGCGUCGCUAAAGACUGCGCAGGCUUUAGCGGAAGGAAAUUGGCGAAGCUGCCAUUCUUGGCGAUCACAAAGUACAUUUGGCAGGAGAAGUGCACCAUCUUCGAUGCGAUCAAAGCCCUUCAGAAGGCUGUGGAGCUAGAGAAAGCCAUGAAC
Aureobasidium uvarum is the source of this 1353-nucleotide messenger RNA. The record is from the annotation of a GenBank genome assembly. NCBI's taxonomy places the organism in Eukaryota, Fungi, Ascomycota, Dothideomycetes, Dothideales, Saccotheciaceae.